Messenger RNA from Mytilus trossulus (common blue mussel), 7546 nucleotides. Its product is annotated as CLIP-associating protein 1-B-like. Gene Ontology annotation, molecular function: microtubule binding. The transcript has 44 exons. The record is from RefSeq and is a predicted model, not a curated record. Gene Ontology annotation, biological process: microtubule cytoskeleton organization. The coding region runs from base 175 to 4722 and encodes 1515 amino acids. Gene Ontology annotation, cellular component: cytoplasmic microtubule. Lineage: Eukaryota; Metazoa; Mollusca; Bivalvia; Mytilida; Mytilidae.
ACGAGAUUUUGACGUCAUGAAUUUGAAAUUCAUCAUGGCGGACGAGAAGUCCUUUAUUCGGAUCUUAAGAUGAUUUUGAUAAUGAUACAGACAAUUCAUGUAAAUUGCACUAGAUAAUCAGUGGAUUAAAUUUGUUUCUGUGAAAAAUCGGUUUAAAUUUUAAAUUCUUGCAAAAUGGCUACACUGGAUGAUUUUACCCUUGGAAUAACAACAUCUGAUACAAGAAAGCGAGUGCAGACUCAUUCAGACUUAGUGUCACAUUUAAGAGAUCCUUACAGUUCAAUACAUUGUAUAGACAUAGAUGAAUUAAUCGGUGGCCUUGUAGCAUGGGUUAACUGCAGUAAUUAUAAGAUAUCCAUCAAUGGGUUAGAAGUAUUAUGUUUAAUGGUAGACAGGAUGGGAGAAGACUUCAAACCACAUAUCUCUUCAGUAAUGGUGGCAGUGGUGGACAGACUGGGAGAUUCCAAAGAUCAGGUCAGAGAUCAAGCACAGCAAUUAUUGUUGAAAUUGAUGAUGCCUGGAUCAUCACCUCAGUUUGUGUUUGAAAGAUUGAUGGGAGCCUUCAACCACAAGUUAUGGCAUGUAAGAGAAGGGGUACUCAUAUGUUUACAGAAUACAUUAAACUUGUAUGGAGCCAGAUGUUUAUCUCUCAACAAAAUCGUUCCUUCAAUAUGCAAAUUAAUAGAAGACCAGAAUUCACAGGUUAGAGAUGAGGCUGUUAAUACUCUAUGUGAGAUCUAUAGACAUGUCGGGGAAAAAGUUAGACAGGAUCUGGCGAAGAAAGGAAUACCAGCACAGAAAUUAACCCAGAUAUACCAAAGGUUUGAUGAAGUAAAAGCAUCAGGAAACAUGUUGGCUACAGCAGAUUUUGCUCCAAGUCGUGCAGGUGGUGACGAUGACACAGAUUUUGCUCGUCCGACUUCCACAAAAGUUCUCACCGCCAAAAGAGUUCAGCCAUCAUCCAGUACUACAUCAAAAAGAAGUGGUGUGCCAUCCAAAUCAUCAUCAGGGAGCUCACUCCAACGUCGUCGGUCUAUUUCUGGGCCAGUUUCAUCAGAAGCCAGCAAAGGAGCUGUGGAUGAAGAUUUUUUCACCAGGUCAUUUGAAGAUGUCCCUAAAGUACAGAUAUUUUCUGCACGAGACAUGACAGAUGUAUUGAACAAAGCCAAAGACAUCCUGUCAGAUGAGAAGAAAGAUUGGGAGAAAAGAAAUGAAGCUAUUAAAACUGUUCGAUCUGUGAUAGUACAAGGAGGGCAGCAGCAGGAUGAGUUUUUCCAAUUGUUGAGGGGUAUGGAACCCUGUUUUACCAUUUGUAUCCGGGACCUUCGAUCUCAGAUUGUUAGAGAAGCCUGUAUUACUGUAGCAUAUAUGUCUCAGCAAUUAGGAAGCAAGUUUGAUCAUUUUGCCGAAUCUCAGAUGAGUCAUCUCAUCAACUUGAUACCCAAUAGUGCUAAAAUCAUGGCUACAUCAGGAAUAGUCUGUAUACGAUUCAUUUUACAAUACACACAUUCCCAUAGGUUGUUGCCAAUCAUAACUUCAGUGUUAACAUCAAAAUCUGCUACAAUAAGACGACAAGUUUGUGAAUUCAUAAAUCAAAUUUUACACACUUGGCCAACACAUGUUUUAGAGAAACAGAUAGCUAAUCUACAGGAUGCUUUAAAGAGAGGAAUCAAUGAUGCAGAUACUGAGGCCAGGGCAUUCUCUAGAAAAGCAUUUUGGGGAUUUGCUGACCAUUUCAAAGAUCAGGCAGAUGCCUUGUUGAAUGCCUUAGAACCCUCCAAACAAAAACAGGUUAAAGGAGAACUGAGUGGAUCAUCUAGUAAUAAUUCAUUAAAUAGUGCUGAAGGGUUGACAUCACGUCCACGAUCAGCUAGUACAGAUAGAGGCUUCGAUUCCAGUACAUUAGGAAGGAUUGGAAAGAGAAAAAAUAAGUUCAGUUCUGCAAGUAGUGAUACAGGUGGUGCAGAUUUGGAUGUUGAAGGCGACGCCCACAAACAAGACUUAGACAAACCUCUUUACGAUUUAUAUGGCCGUAGAAUUGGACGUUCAAAUAGUGCCGCAGACAUAACCAAUCCCUAUGCUACAGCGCCCAGAAACCGUCGAAAUCAGACAUCUGGGAGAACAACACCAGUGUCAUUUUCUGGUCGUAUGACACCAACUUCACAAAUCUCUGGACGUAUGACACCAACAUCAUCGAUAUCCGGACGCAUGACACCUACAUCGUCCGUAACUGGAAGAACAACUCCUGUGCAUUUUUCUCAUAACUCAGGAUCAUCAUACAAUUCAACAUAUAACUCACUGCCGAGACAGAAAAGUAGUACCAGUCAUUCAUCCACCAGUCGACGACCGAGGACUUCAGGCGCAUCACAGUCUCAACCCAACAGUAGAUCUAAUUCUCCCAACUCGCGACUUGGUUAUGUCUCCCAUACACGAAAAGACAGAACUCCAGCUAAACCACGGCGAUCGGGAAUGGUCAGAAGUCAAGGUGCUAGUCGUGAAGGUAGUCCCAAUAGAUAUGGUCAUUCUGGCAGAGAACGAAGACUAAGUGGAAGUAAAAUCCCCUCAUCAGGUGGCAAGACCAAAGUGCAAGCACAUCGUGUGUUACGUCCCGGCUCUGAUGUGGAGGAUGCUUUGGCUGAAGCCUUAAUACGUGGAGGUAGAUCAAGAUAUGAUACGUAUGAUUCAGAUGACGCUGCCAGUGAAAACUCUAGUGUGUGUUCAGAAAGGUCUUUUGCUUCUCUUGGCAAAACUUCUGAGGCAUCAUCGGAAUUUGAAAAAUGGUACUAUCGACUCCCCACGCCUACGCAGCACAAAGAUAUGGACUCGUCAUCGUCAUCGCCCCCUACACUUAAAUCUGAUGAAAUCAAGGACACAGCAGAAAUUAUUUCUCUCUUAGGAAGCACUUCAACAUCAGACAGAAAAGAAGGACUCAUAGCUCUACAGAAUUUAUUACGAUUAAAUCGGUAUUUAACGCGGGUAGAAUUACGGAAAGUUAUGGAAAUUUUUACAAGAAUGUUUCAUGACCCAGCAAGUAAAGUUUUAAGUUUAUUUUUGGAUACAUUAGUUGACUUAGUGAUUGUACAUAAUAGGGACUUACAUGAUCAUUUGUAUUUGGUUUUAACUAAAUUGAUUGUGAAAACUGGUGCUGAUAUGUUGGGAUCUCAGCAGACUAAAGUACAGAAAUGUUUAGACACUAUUAGGGACAAUUUUCCAUAUAAUAUGCAGUUUAAUGUGGUAACAAAGUUUAUCAUAGACCAGACACAGUCACAUAGUUUGAAGGAAAUUGACCCUCCAAAAAAGGUUAAGUCAAGUUUAUUGAACUUUCUGCACAGUUUGGUUCAAGUUAUGGAUGUCUCUGAUUUAAUGAAUUCCGCAGACUCUCGACUAGCAAUCUCACGGAUAAUUAAUUGGACAACUGAGCCAAAAAGUGUGGAUGUUAGAAAGGGUGCUCAAAUGGUAUUAAUAGCAUUAUUUAACUUAAAUCCACCAGAGUUUUCCAUGAUGUUAUCAUACCUACCUAAAGCAUUCCAAGAUGGUGCAACGAAAAUUUUACAUAAUCACAUUCGUAGCGCUAGUCAUGAAAGUGAUGUGUUGUCUCCAAGAAAUGUGACCAGUCCCCCUCAAAACAGGAGUAGACCACCAUCGCGGACGGAGCAUCAUGAUGAGCUGGAAACAGAAAAUAUGAACCCAGAAGAUAUAUAUAAUUCUAUCAAAAAGACUUCUGCCGAUAUUCAGAAUUUAAGUAUAAAUAGUAAAUUGGACAGUUAUGAAAAUGUUAAGAAAAAGAUAGACUUUACUUCUCAAGAUAGUGGUAUUCAGGAUUUACGGAAUGACAGUCCUGAUGCCGUUGAUGGGAGGAAAACACAUUAUAAUCCUUCUCACUAUCAAGACGAGGGAAUAUUAAAUGGUUUGAAUAGGUCAAGGUUAGCAGAUCCAGAUUUUGACGAAGGUGAAUCAUUUAAUGAAGAACCAUGGAAAGCAUUGUUAGGGAUAUCUCAGUAUGAAGACGAUUUUUCAGAAAAUGAUAUUAUUUCUGAAAUUCUUAAAGAAUUAUCUAACCACAAUGAAAGAAAUGAAGAGAGAGAAGAAGCAAUGAAACAGUUAAUCAAAUUAACCCGAGAAGGAUCAUUUGGACUGUGGGAUGAACACUUUAAAACAAUAUUGUUGAUAUUACUAGAAACUUUGGGCGAUAACGAUGUACAAAUUAGAGCAUUGGCCUUAAAAUGUCUGCGAGAAAUAUUGCGGCAUCAACCAAGGCGAUUCUGCGACUAUGCUGAAUUAACUACACUGAGGAUAUUAGAGGCACAUAAAGAUCCAGAUUGGAGGGUACAAAAGGCAGCUGAUGAGUGCGCAGAGACUCUAGCUAAUUAUAUCCCACCUGAUCAAUGUAUCAGAAUCCUAACCCCUAUUGUCCAGUCAGCAUCACAUCCUAUCAAUUUAGGGGCCAUCAAAAUGCAGACUAAAGCAGUCGAGAGAAUGCCUACAGAUGCCCUGGAAGGCAAACUUACCGACAUCAUUCCUGGUUUAGUAAAGGCCUAUGAUGAUCAAGUUAGUACCGUCAGAAAGUCUGCUGUAUUCUGUUUAGUUGCAAUUCAUACUAAAGUGGGAGAGACAAUAUGGAACUACCUUACCAAACUCAAUUAUAGUAAAGUAAAAUUAUUGAAUUUAUACAUCAAGAGAAAUCAACAGAAGGAAACUGAGAAGAAAGUGGGAGGGAUCUGAAACUGAUCAAAUAACAUUCUAGAAGAAUAUGUAAACAAUUCCAAUCAGUUUCAUUAUAAUACAAAUAAUUGUGAUCAAACUUCCAAGCCUUUCCAUAACCUCAGAUGUAUACUGCAUUUUAAUUGGACAGCUUAGCCAUGUGAUUUUUGAUGGAUUUUGUUGCCAUUUAUAAAGCUAUUUGAUUGGAUAGAAGUUGCUCACAUGAAUUGUCUGUGAUUUUUGAUUGGUUGAUGGAUCAGGCUCAGCUGUACAUUAGUGGUCUGAUUGGUUAAAGUUUUAUGUUUAACCACGAACAAAUAAACAGAUUAUGUAUUUAUUUAUAUCUUUCACUUGUAUCUGAUGCUAGUCCAGUGUGUUUUUAUUGAAAUAAUUUAUGGGUUCUGUUAGAUAUUAGUGACAGAUAUUAUUUAAUAACUUCACAAUGACUUGUUUGAAUGAAUAUACUCUCAGUAUUUAUUAUUAUAUAUAUAAAACAUAGGUCAGUCUCUUUAUAAUCAUAGCAAAAUAAAGUAAACUUUUUCUUAAAACACAAUAUUAUAAAAUAUAUCAAUUAUGGUACUAGAUGAUGGAAUAUCAUGUGAGAUUGUGUGUCACUGAUCUUCAUCUUGCAAGAAUUUUAGAAUUUUCUAUGGAAAAAGUAUCUUGAAACUUCUUAUAUUCAUAGAUACUUUCAGAUUUUAUUUAUUUACAACCUACUCAGCUAAGAUGGACUUUCAUUAGUAAAAUUUGCAUGUUAAAUUCUUUUAAUUCCAUUAUUUGCAUACAGUAUUUCUUAUUUCUUAAAUUGAUUUGAUUAAUCUCAAAUUCUUGUCCAUUGAUCAACCAUAACAUAUAGAAGUGUGAAUAUAAUUUUGUGAAUUCUCAUUGACAACAAAAAAAAAAGGCCUGACAGUUGAGGAAGAACCUAUUUUUUGUGGUUUUUCCAAUAAAUUUAAGUUUGCAGUUGAUUAUUAAUAGUUUUCUUGUCCAGACCAAUUUGAAAUACUGUUGAAAUAUUUAUUAAAAAAAAAUUAAAUAUGAAGGUGUAAUCUUUGAUAUGAAUAUGAUGUUCACAAAUUAGAAAAAUAUUCAAAACUCUUAAUAUUUUGAAAAUCCACAACUAAUUUGAAAUAUCAAUGAAAUAAAAUGUGGCAUAUAUUCUUCCAUAGUGGAGACUUGACAGGAAUCUGUUUCUUCAUAGAAAUAUUGAUGAAUCCAACCUUUAGAUAUAAAGGUCACGUUUUUUGUUAUUGUGCAGAAGUGAUAAAAACUGAGGUUGUAUUACAUUCUUUUUUAUUCAUAUAACAUAAUAUCAAUAUAAUUGUCCAGUCAAACAAAAUAUUAUUGCUUCCUUUGUCAUUAUGGAGAAAACCUACCAUUCACAAAAUGUUGGGGUUUUUUCUAAAAUUUUCUGUGAAUAUAAUACAAGGUAUUAUGAACAUUUAAGCAGAAGUUUACAUUUCAUAUUUUCUCACUUUCUUAUCCUCAAGUAACCUGUUAUGCGGUUCUUGUACUUAUGAUAUUGUUAAUUUUGUAUUGAAUGAUUAGAAUGGAAGAUAGUGCAGAUUAGGGGAAACAUGAAUAGAGAGUGAUGUAUGAUGUGUACAGAUUACAAAAGGGGGAACAAUAAAAUGUAUAAUUGGGAGGAUGACAAGAAUAUGUAUUUCUUUUUUUUUUAAUUUUUGAGAGAUCUAAUUUUAUCACAAUGACGUAUGUGAACACUUUAGUAUAUGAAUGGAAUCAACAAUUAAGUUUAAGAUCUAUGCUUCCAAAUACUUGAGCAUUUGACAAAAAUUGAAACCCAUACAGUUAAUACUGUCAUAUGGAAUUUCAAAUUUACAGCUUUUUUUACUCUUUUUUUUUGUGCUUUAAUAUGCAAGCAGUUAAAUGUAAAGGCAAUAUUUUUUUUUGAAUAAUAAAAAGGAACAUAUUAUAAGAAUGUUUUCAAUGAAAUAGGGUUCAGGGUUUAAUCAUUUACAUGUGAACGUCUAAACAGAUAUAGUUUGGAUAUUCAGUAUCAAAACAAGAUGGUCAUUUAUGAUAUGCAUGUGUGUAGUGUGAGUGAUUUAAAAAAAAAAUUGAGUACUUAAGUACUGUAUAGUACUAGAAUUUGUACUAUUUCAACUUGCCUGGUACAUGAAAAUAAUUGUUUAGUUCGAAUGUACAUAUUCACUGGAGUAUGUUGAAUGUAUGGUUCAGCUUGGCUAAUAUGAGGAAAAGUUUUAACUGUAAAUUUUUUUUGUUUUUAAUUUUAUGCAAAUUGAAGACAUGUUUUAGAAUUACUGUACAUUAUUUAAAUUUCUUUUAAAGUCAAUUUAUUUAUAUAACUGUAAUGUAUAGUAUUAAAUACGAAUUUAGCCUUACAAAAUUUACAUGGCUAAUUUCUUAUUACUUUAAUUUCAGAAAUAAUCUCAAGCAUUCGAUAUUGUGAUUUAUUAUUUUUAAAUUGAACUAAAAUGCAAGGUUAAUUAUUGCAAUUUCUGCAAAAAAUAUUGUACCAGAUAUCAGAAAUGGGAGUUCUUAUUUAUGCAACCUUCAUUCAUUCACAAUAAUUUCUGAAUUUUCAGUAUUCAUUCUGCUAACAAUUUGUAAGUUAGUAAAGAACAUUAGAUAUUCUAAAUUUAAUGACUACAUUUUUAGAAAUGAUGAUUUUGGUUGUAAGUGAAUGGAAGUGACAUUAACUAUAGUGUACUAAGUUGAAUGGAUGUUUCAUUUUUAAGUGUAUACAUGUUUAUGGUUUGGUGUAAAAUGUGUGUAUCAAUGUGCUUUAUAUGUACAAUCUUGUGUAAUUUAGAUAUAAAUUCACUUUGGUAUGAAACCAUACCAAUAAAACAAAUCUAACCUU